Molecule: messenger RNA, 2951 nt
Organism: Stegostoma tigrinum
Lineage: Eukaryota; Metazoa; Chordata; Chondrichthyes; Orectolobiformes; Stegostomatidae
Product: vesicle-trafficking protein SEC22b-like
Exons: 5
Coding region: 180-821 (213 amino acids)
Biological process (GO): vesicle fusion with Golgi apparatus; retrograde vesicle-mediated transport, Golgi to endoplasmic reticulum; endoplasmic reticulum to Golgi vesicle-mediated transport
Cellular component (GO): SNARE complex; Golgi membrane; endoplasmic reticulum-Golgi intermediate compartment
Molecular function (GO): SNAP receptor activity
Source: RefSeq, a predicted model, not a curated record
CCUGUGUGUCCCUGCCCCCUCAGGCUGAGGGGAGGUGCUGACGCGGAGCUGCAGCGUGGAAUGAGCCACGUCAGUCAGUGUGUCCCUGGGGCUCCCAGAGUUUCCGUACGGCCGCUGUUUGCUCUCUCUCUCUGACACCUUCCCUCUCUCCAUCUCUCCUACACUCCCCCAGCAGCAGCAUGAUCCUGAUGACCAUGAUCGCCCGGGUGGCGGACGGGCUGCCUCUCGCCGCUUCCAUGCAGGAGAAUGAGCAGUCAGGCCGGAACCUACAGGAGUACCAGAACCAGGCCAAGCAGCUGUUCCGGAAGCUGACGGAACAUUCCCCGACCCGGUGCAGCCUGGAGACAGGAGUCCUGAUGUUUCACUACCUGAUAGACCGGGGCGUUUGCUACCUGGUGCUGUGCGAGGGGAACUACUCCAAAAAGAUGGCCUACGCCUUCCUGGACGAUCUGCAGGUGGAGUUCAGCGAGCUGUACAUCAAAAAGGUCGCGACUGUCUCCAGGCCCUAUGUUUUUAUCGAAUUCGAUACCUACAUCCAGAAGCUGAAGAAGUCCUACAGAGACUCCUGGUCUCGCCGGAAGCUGGGCUCCAUCAACAGCGAGCUCCAUGAUGUCCAGAAGAUCAUGGUGACCAACAUCGAGGAGGUGCUGCAGCGAGGGGAGGCGCUCUCAGCACUCAACACCAAAGCCAGCAACCUGUCUACCCUCUCCAAGAGGUACCAGCAAGAUGCCAAAGAGCUGAACUCCCGGUCACGCUUCACUAAGGUGGCAACUACAGGCAUCUGCCUCUUCAUGGUCAUUCUCUACUUCUGGUGGUUGUGACAGACGGACGGACACGGUGGCGACACGGGAAUCAGGAAGCGCGGACCUUACACCUUGCAAUGUUGCGGAACACUAACCAAACCGUACAGCCGGGCGACUGUGUCGAAACGGACUCUCUAUCGGACCGUCCUGGGCGCUCGUGUCUCUUUUAUUUUGUAGGCGUUUCUCAUCAUUGAGCGGACGGCGGAGGUUGGGAUGACGGGAUAUUGGGGGCUUCUGGACGCACAACACGCCCAAUUUCAUUUGAAAAAAAUAAAACUUGCAUCGAGUGGACCCAGGGCAGGGACAGCACGGGGUUAGAUACAGAGUACAGCUUCCUCGACACAGUUCCCCCAUCAAACACUCCCAGGGCAGGGACAGCACGGGGUUAGAUACACAGUACAGCUCCCUCGACACAGUCCCCCAUCAAAUACUCCCAGGGCAGGGACAGCACGGGGCUAGAUACAGAGUAAAGCUCCCUCUACACUGUCCCCCAUCAAACACUCCCAGGACAGGGACAGCACAGGGUUAGAUACAGAGUGAAGCUCCCUCUACCCUGUCCCCCAUCAAACACUCCCAGGAUCAGGGACAGCACGGGGUUAGAUACAGAAUAUAGCUCCCUCUACGCUGUCCCCCAUCAAACAGUCCCAGGGCAGGGGCAGCACGGGGUGAGAUACAGAGUAAAGCUCCUUCUACGCUGUCCCCCAUCAAACACUCCCAGGGCAGGGGCAGCACGGGGUUAGAUUCCGAGUACAGCUCCCUCUACCCUGUCCCCCAUCAAACACUCCCAGGAUCAGGGACAGCACGGGGUUAGAUACAGAGUAAAGCUCCUUCUACAGUGUCCCCCAUCAAACACUCCCAGGGCAGGGACAGCAUGGGGUUAGAUACAGAGUACAACUCCCUCUACACUGUCCCCAUCAAACACUCCCAGGGCAGGGGGAGCACGGGGUUAGAUUCAGAGUACAGCUCCCUCUACGCUGUCCCCAUCAAACACUCCCAGGGCAGGGGCAGCACAGGGUUAGAUACAGAGUACAGCUCCCUCUACACUGUCCCCAUCAAACUCUCCCAGGGCAGGGUCAGCACGGGGUUAGAUACAGAGUAAAGCUCUCUCUACACAGUCCCCCAUCAAACACUCCCAGGGCAGGGACAGCACGGGGUUGGAUACAGAGUACAGCUCCCUCUACACUGUCCCCAUCAAACACUCCCAGGGCAGGGGCAGCGCAGGGUUAGAUACAGAGUAAAGCUCUCUCUACACAGUCCCCCAUCAAACACUCCCAGGGCAGGGGCAGCACGGGGUUAGAUACAGAGUACAGCUCCCUCUACACUGUCCCCAAACACUCCCAGGGCAGGGGCAGCACGGGGUUAGAUACAGAGUACAGCUCCCUCUACACUGUCCCCCAUCAAACACUCCCAGGGCAGGGAGAGCACCGGGUUUGGUACAGAGUAAAGUUGACUCUACACUGUGCCCCAACAACAGGGCAACACGGGGCGAGCUCUACUGGAGAUUGUGGGGAGAGGCUUGGGGUCCAGGUCAGUCUGGGGCCUGCUCUGCCCUUGUUUCAGGCUGGAGUGUAGAUCUGCUGUGAGUCUGCAGUGCAACUUACACCGGAUUACAAAAGCGGGGACUUUUGUUUUUAUUUGGCAGUUGUUUCGUUGUCUCAUUUCGGACUGGGGCAGACGAACUGAUUCGGGGGACGCGAAGUUGACCUCCCAUACACAGCGCCAGAGCCCUUUCCCUGAUCCCCAGUCCGAUGGGUUGUCAUUUUGAGACUUGGUCAUCAAGAGGAGUCUCAUGAACUCGUGAUUCUUUGUAAUUUUGUUUGGGUCAACCUCCUCACCCACAUCCUGUCAAAUUGAUGCAAAAUACUGCAAAUGCUGAAAGCCUGAAAUUAAAACAGAAAUUGCUGGAGGAACGCAGCAUGUCUGGCAGUGUUUGUAGAGAGAAAGAGACAAUUAACAUUUCAAAUCAAGUUAAUGACUCGAAGUCCAAUGAAGAGUCGUAAUGGAUUUCAAAAGUUAGCUACGUUUCCCUCUCUCUCUCUCUCUCUCUCCAAAGAUACUACAGGGCUGUUUGAACGAGCAUUUUCUGUUACUUUUUAUUUCCGUGUUAAAUCGGAUUUUCUUUUAGAAAAUAAAGAAAUAUUCUGAAAA